AUGAAGAAGCAUACCUCAAUGGACCCUAAUUAUCAAAAAACACACUACUUCCUAGAUACGACUCAAUUCAAGAGAAGACGAAUCGCAAAUCCUUUAUUUGGCGUAGAAGAUUUGAACACCCAUGACUGCGUCUUUACCAAACUCUCUGAGGAAACAGACGAUGAUGUGAAGCAUCGCUUCCACCUUUAUGAAAAAGUAUGGUCACACCAAAAGAGUAAAAUUGAGCAGAUUUUAGGAAGCGCGAACAAUGAGCUCUUUGAGGAUUUGAUACACUACAUCCAUACUCCACUCUCGCUGAAACUAGAUAUCGCGUUCUUGAGUCUAAGCACAAAUACUGCCAAUAACCUACGUAUCCUUGACGAAUUCUCCUCAAAUGUAGUAAAAAAUACACAAGCUGAUAACACACAUAUACGAAUAGUGCGCUUGAGUUCCAAGGUUUGCUUCAAUGGAAAGGCUGCCAUCAAGGAGGUUGUCAAACAGGUGUUGGAGGAUCCUAAGGACCACGGCCAGACUCUGCAAAACGGGAACGCUGGAGAUUACAAUCUAGACCAAGACGAUGAAGAUGAUGCUACGGUUAAAGAGGCGGCAAAUGAUGAGGCAGAUGAGCUUGAUAAUCCAAGCGAUGGGGAUGGUGACGAUGGCGACGAUGGCGACGAUGGAGCAUCCGGCAAAAUCUCAUACGAUUUCGAAAUAGUCGAGGAUUGGGUUCAAAACUAUAUCAAGAAGCACAAAUGCGAGGAUUCGUUCCGUAUAGUUGUGAUUUUUGAUGAUGCUGAUUCGUUCCAAAACGAAAUAUUGAAUCUGCUUCUCCAGCUCUUCUGCGUUUACCGAUUGAAGUGUCCAAUGAAAAUCGUCAUGGGCCUUAUUUCCAAGAAUGCCUCUAGCUGGAUCAACAACAAUGUGACAAGCAAACUUCGUAAUCUUCUUCUGGGGGUGAGAUUGGAGGCUAAGGACAAUAAAAAUAUUGGGUUUCGUGUCAUCAAUGAGAUUUUGCUUCAAAACACCAUCACGCAACAAAAUCCGCUCUUAGUCAGUGCACACCUUUCCCUGAUUAUUCUCAAUCGCUUCGAGAAUACAAAUAACUCCAUUGAUAGUUUGAUUACCGAGUUGAAACUUUCCUAUAUGACUUACUUCUAUCAACUGCAUCUAUCCACUCUAUUAGAUCCCGAAUUUGUGGCCAAGCCCUAUCAUUACGAUGGUCUCAGAAAACUAUCAUCAUUUAAAACACAUGUGGAGUACUUCCUUCACGAGUUCAUCAAAACUAGCGAUGAUAAACACAAGACCUACUUAUGCAAUUUACUCGAGGAUGACUCAAAGUUAAGCAAUUUAUUCAGAGAUGCCAGGAUGAAGUUCCAACAAUACCAGAAUACUGUGAUGAACGCUGUGAAUGUUGUAUACUGGUUAUGCGACCAUAGAAAAGAAAAAUUCGAGGUAUACAAACUCAUCACGAAUAAUCAGCUCAUCAAUUCUCCUUUCUUGACAGAUUUGCUUAAAACCGUCAAAUCCUUCGAUGAGAAGAAAAGCAGCGACUUUGUGGAUUUUCUAUCUAGCGACAACAUUCACCCAGAUCUUGAAGAAUGUUCUGACCCGGAUGUCAAAAACCUCAAAAAUUCUAUUGCAAAGGAUUCGAAUAGACUUUUGGACAGUUUAACCGACUAUUUUCAUCAAAACCACAGCCUCAAUAUGAAGAUCAGUGAUAACCUCUUCCACGAGGUGCUCACCAUCACUGGAGGAAGCAACGAAUUUGAAGAACAAAUUCCAAAAUUUUCUAUUGAGGAAAAUUUCGAAAACCUAAUGAUUAAUCUCAUUAGACCCAAACUGAGAGAGAUAAUUGAGUCUGCAUUGGAGGAGCCACAAAAAUAUUUGCGCAAUUCAAUCCUCGUACAGAAGUUAGGAACUGCCGGAAACUUCCAUCGCAUCCUAGGGCCAGCGUUGCCCAGGUUUUAUCAAAUUUACAAGGAUGCUCCAGUAAACAUAAAUCUUUGGGAUUUCUACACAGCGUUCAAACAGUCAUUGCUCAAGCGCGAAAUUGUGGAUGAGAUCGAAGAGAACUACAAAGCAUACCAACCAACUCUCAACCCAAUUCUUGGUGAAUAUGUCUCAAAGCUCAGAAACUCCGAGGAAGCAUGGGAUAAGAUGACAUUCUCAUGGUUCAUCCAAAGUUGCUAUGAGCUUAGCUCGAUGGGAUUCAUGAGAGAUAAGUCGAAAGGAAACUACAUGGAGAAGAUGAUAUGGAGAAAUCUUUAA
This is a messenger RNA of Australozyma saopauloensis, 2247 nucleotides long. It is a transcript of the gene ORC3, whose product is annotated as origin recognition complex subunit 3. Lineage: Eukaryota; Fungi; Ascomycota; Pichiomycetes; Serinales; Metschnikowiaceae. The record is from RefSeq and is a predicted model, not a curated record. Gene Ontology annotation, molecular function: DNA replication origin binding. The coding region runs from base 1 to 2247 and encodes 748 amino acids. Gene Ontology annotation, biological process: DNA replication initiation; DNA replication. The transcript has a single exon. Gene Ontology annotation, cellular component: nuclear pre-replicative complex; nuclear origin of replication recognition complex; DNA replication preinitiation complex.